AUGGAAGCUAAUAGCUCAACUAUUUCACGAGCCGAAGAGAUAAAAGUGCUGGCUAAUGAAGCUUUUAAAGCGCAUAAAUACAAUCAGGCUAUUGACCUUUAUACGCAAGCAAUUGAAGUAAAUGGUCAGAAUGCUGUUUACUGGGCAAACCGUGCUUUUGCGCACACUAAACUGGAGGAGUAUGGUAGCGCAAUUGAAGAUGCUUCAAAAGCUAUCGAAAUUGAUCCCCAAUACUCAAAGGGCUAUUACAGGCGAGGUGCUGGUUAUUUAGCUUUGGGGAAAUUCAAAGAAGCACUGAAGGAUUUCCAACAGGUCAAGAAAAUCCGUCCAAAUGAUCCUGAUGCUAGCAAGAAAUUAAAGGAAUGUGAGAAGGCUGUCAUGAAGCUCAAGUUUGAAGAAGCAAUUGCUGCACCAGUGGCUGAAAGGCGCUCUGUUGCUGAGUCUAUUGACUUCCGAUCCAUUGGGACGGGCCCCAGUUCAUCAUCUGUGCCCACCCAAGUGGUCAUAGUACCGGUAGCAGUGGCAGUUACCGCAGCAGCUGUGAUGUUGGUGCGAACAGCAAAGCCCGCACUGGUGGUGGGAGUGCUGAUGGUGAUACUGGUUGUGUUAGGAAUUUUAUGGGGUGGCUGGAGUAGUGGUUUAUUUACCAAGCGACCUGUGCUUGACCUAGAAGUGGAGCCCAACUACACUGGUGCAAGGAUAGAGGGAGAUACCAUCACAUUGGACUUUGUUAAGAAGAUGAUGGAUGACUUCAAGAAUGAAAAGCGCUUGCAUAGAAGAUAUGCAUUCCAGAUAGUGUUACAAAUCAGAGAAAUGUUGCAAGCUCUACCCUCUCUGGUUGAUAUUGAUGUUCCGGAAGGAAAACAUUUCACUGUUUGUGGUGAUGUACAUGGGCAGUUCUACGAUCUUGUCAACAUUUUCCAGCUAAAUGGACUUCCUUCAGAAGAUAACCCAUAUCUCUUCAACGGUGACUUUGUUGAUAGAGGAUCAUUUUCUGUGGAAGUCAUCCUCACAUUAUUUGCCUUUAAGUGCAUGUGUCCAUCAGCUAUGUAUCUUGCCAGAGGAAAUCACGAAAGUAAGAGUAUGAACAAGAUAUAUGGGUUUGAGGGCGAGGUCCGAGCCAAGUUGAACGAUAAGUUUGUGGAGCUCUUUGCAGAGGUCUUCUGUUGUUUACCAUUGGCUCAUGUAAUCAACGGGAAGGUAUUUGUGGUGCAUGGAGGUCUUUUUAGCGUUGAUGGAGUUAAGCUAUCUGAUAUUAGAGCUAUAGAUAGAUUCUGCGAGCCUCCUGAGGAAGGGCUAAUGUGUGAAUUGCUGUGGAGUGAUCCACAACCUCUCCCAGGAAGGGGUCCUAGUAAACGAGGCGUGGGUCUUUCUUUCGGUGGUGAUGUGACUAAACGUUUUCUUGAGGAAAAUAAGCUAGAUUUGGUCUUGAGAUCUCACGAAGUGAAGGAUGAAGGAUAUGAGGUAGAACAUGAUGGUAAACUUAUUACUGUGUUUUCUGCCCCCAAUUACUGCGAUCAGAUGGGUAACAAGGGUGCUUUCAUUCGAUUCACGGCUCCUGAAAUGAAGCCAGAAAUAGUUACAUUCUCAGCAGUUCCUCACCCUCAAGUGAAGCCCAUGGCAUAUGCAAACAACUUUCUGGGACUUUUCUCAUAA
Linum trigynum is the source of this 1656-nucleotide messenger RNA. The record is from the annotation of a GenBank genome assembly. NCBI's taxonomy places the organism in Eukaryota, Viridiplantae, Streptophyta, Magnoliopsida, Malpighiales, Linaceae.